AUGUCGGAUACGAUCCGGUUGUAUUGGCAUCCAAUCAAAGAACCACUCACACAGUCUGGAUCCCGAGCCGGCUUUGUUGUGGGGAAGCAGUACACUUACCCUAACUGCCACCGUGUUUCCCACUCGGCCCGGAACCCUGCCCGACGGACAAAGAGGAGAAAGAUCCACCGCGGCCGAAACCUCCGCCUUGUCCACCGUGGCUGA
Pyrenophora tritici-repentis Pt-1C-BFP is the source of this 204-nucleotide messenger RNA. NCBI's taxonomy places the organism in Eukaryota, Fungi, Ascomycota, Dothideomycetes, Pleosporales, Pleosporaceae. The record is from RefSeq and is a predicted model, not a curated record.